AUGCUGUGGCUCCCACUCCUCGCCCUGAUGGUCCUCAACGGCGUGGACGCAUACUCCAAGUACGGACGCGGCUGCGGGGACAUCGGAUGUCUGCCCAACGAGGAGUGCAUCAUCACCAGCGACUCGUGCAGCUACAACCAGAGGGACGGCAAGGACUGCGGCAACUAUCCGACCUGCAAGCGCCGCACCGGCUCCACCUCCAGCUCCGGCAGCAACCAGGCCUCGCCCUCUGUUAAUCCGUCAGAGGUGAGCGGCAGCACCCACAACUCCUAUGCCCCCAAUCCGCCAAGUGCCCCGCUGCCGGAUGCGGACUCGGCCGGUGGCGCUGGCUACAAUGGCGGCGGCGGCGGCGGCUCCAACGGCAAUGGCAACGGUGGUGGCGGUGGAUAUGGUGGUGGCUUCUCGGCUGGCGGCCAUAGUCUCUACCCCAGUCUCCCCCAGUCCGGCGGUGGCGGUAAUGGCAAUGGUGGCGGUGGUGCUGCCCCCUACAAUCCCUACGGCGGCUACAACCCCCAGCAGCCCCCGCAGGGCGGUGGGGGCUACAACCCCUACAACGGCGGCAACGGCGGCUACCAGCCGGCGCCCGGCGGCUAUCAGCCGAGACCCGGCUACACCCCUCCGGCCCCUGGCUACGAGAACAACGGCGGCGAUGGCGGACAAGGACAAAAGCCCAAGGACAAGCAGGGCGGCUUCUUCUCCAACUUCUUCUCGAACCCGGCGGUGAGUCAAGCGGUUUCCGGCAUCAUUGCCGGCCAGAUAGCCAAGCAGCUCCAAGGAGGAGGUGCCGGCGGGGCAGGUGGCGGUGGCGGUGGCGCCAGCUCCAAUGGCGGCUACCAGCCUAGCGGCGGCUACGGCGGCGGCUCCUCUGGCGGCGGCUCAUCUGGAGGCGGCGGCGGCAGCAACAUCCUGGGCGGCCUACUCGGCUCCGUACUGUCUGGCGGCGGUGCCAAUGCAGGCGGGGGCUCUUCGGGCGGUGCCAGCAGCUUCCUGGGCAGCCUCCUCAACGGCGGCGGCAACUCCAAUCGCGGCCAGUCUGGCGGCGGCGGCGGAGGCGGAGGCGGCCUGGGCGACAUCUUCAGCUCGAAGAACUUUGGCGGCCUCUUCAGCGAGAAUCCCUCUUCCCGUGGGGGAUCUGCCAGCGACGCAUCCUCCUCCUCCGGGGGACCCAAGAGCUACCCCACCCAGGCCCCGGGCAACUACUAUGGAUAG
Messenger RNA from Drosophila persimilis, 1209 nucleotides. It is a transcript of the gene Mnr, whose product is annotated as loricrin. The coding region runs from base 1 to 1209 and encodes 402 amino acids. The transcript has 3 exons. The record is from RefSeq and is a predicted model, not a curated record. Lineage: Eukaryota; Metazoa; Arthropoda; Insecta; Diptera; Drosophilidae.